This is a messenger RNA of Aegilops tauschii subsp. strangulata, 1975 nucleotides long. RefSeq names its product probable serine/threonine-protein kinase PBL19. Gene Ontology annotation, biological process: protein phosphorylation. The record is from RefSeq and is a predicted model, not a curated record. Lineage: Eukaryota; Viridiplantae; Streptophyta; Magnoliopsida; Poales; Poaceae. Gene Ontology annotation, molecular function: ATP binding; protein kinase activity.
ACUUAAGUUGGAGGAAGGUUGGUGAAAUUCAUCGUGUGUUCUCCUUGGUGGCGCCAUGCAGCCUGCCAUUCUCUUCUCGCGUCAAACCAUUCCGCGUCGGUUUUAUUGACUUUACCAGUGGCGGCUUUGUGCCGCGCGGUGCCUCCUUUCCCCUCGUGGUUCGAGCUGCCGAGCGAGGUGGACGCACGCGCAUGGAGGAAACAAGGCCGCCACGAGGCUGAAAUCGUAGCAGAGCUUUCGUUCUCCGGGGAAAUGGGUUGCCUCGGCCGCUUCAGGAGCAAGAUCAGGGCAGGCAAGGGCAAGAGACCGCACGGGAGGCCGGUGCCGGGGCCGGGCGCGUCGUUCACUUCCGAGGCCACCUGCUCGACGGCGUCCUCGUCGGCCGCGGCCACGGCCACGAGCCAGUCCCAGUCCCAGGACUCGGGCGCGACCGUGCGGCCCGGCGGGAGCAAGUCGUCGGGGUCGGCCUCGUCGGCGCGGAGCAUCCCGGAGCUGUACGAGGAGCGGGGCGCCAGCAGCCUGCGCGAGUUCGGCCUCCAGGAGCUCCACGCCGCUACCAGCGACUUCAGCCGGCUGCUCAAAAUCGGCGAGGGCGGGUUCGGGAGCGUCUACAAGGGGGUCGUCCGCCUGCCCGGUGGCCCCGCCGGCGGCACCGUGGUGGCCAUCAAAAGGCUCAACACCAGCGGCCACCAGGGCCAUAAGCAAUGGCUGGCAGAAGUUCAUUUUCUAGGGGUUGUCGAGCACCCGAACCUCGUCAAGCUCGUUGGUUACUGUGCUGCCCGUAACGAAAGAGGUCCUCAGAGGCUGCUUGUCUACGAGUUCAUGACGAACAAAACCCUGGAUGAUCAUCUAUUCAAUCGAGCGUACCCUGUUCUUCCAUGGGGCGUCAGGCUGGAAAUAGUAUUUGGUGCUGCUCAAGGUUUGAUGUAUCUCCAUGAAGGGUUGGAGGUUCAGAUCAUAUAUCGUGAUUUCAAAGCUUCCAAUGUUCUGCUGGAUGAGGAGUUUAGACCGAAACUUUCAGACUUUGGAUUAGCGAGGGAAGGGCCAUCAGCAGACCAAACUCAUGUGUCUACAGCGGUUAUGGGGACCUAUGGUUAUGCGGCUCCAGACUACGUUGCGACAGGUCAUCUCACCACCAAGAGUGAUGUUUGGAGUUUUGGAGUAGUACUCUAUGAGAUCCUCACCGGACGACGUUCUAUGGAAAAGAACCGCCCCAAGAAUGAGCAGAAACUGCUGGAAUGGGUAAAGCAGUAUCCUGUCGGAAGUAAGCAGUUCAGCAAGAUUAUAGACACAAGACUCGAAGGCCGUUACUCUAGGCAGGGAACUAGAGAAAUUGCCAAGUUGGCCAACACCUGCCUUGCGAAGCGCUCAAGGGACCGUCCAACGAUGAGACAGGUGGCUGACAGCCUAAAGCAAGUGAUGCAGCUCAAGCAGUUGGAUGGUGAAAGUGUCGCAUCAGGGGGCAACUCGCCACCUCAUGAUGUCCUGGGUAAGCCAACAGCAGACGAUAUUGCCGUGGCUUCAGCAAGGCGGCGGAUGCUUCACCUUGCUGCUCUAGGUGAAAAUGGAAACAGCAUCGCAAGGAGGAGAUUCAUGUUCAUGAAGGCUGCCGCUGCUCCAACUCCGACGUGAUCUUCUGUAACAAUUAAUGGCCUAGACUCCGUGUACAUUGUAAUGCGUCUAUGAAGAAAAAUCCAUUAAUGGUGAUUUUUCCUCCUUAUCAGUGUACACAACCUUUAGAAGAUCUAAUGUUUUGUUUACUUCUCUUCAUACGUAGUUCUUUAGGUUGAGUUGCAUAUUUGGAACUUGAGAGUUCCUGAUGUGAAGGGUUGUUUAUAGUACCAAUGUAGGUAUGAAAUGUAAGUCUGGUUUCUAUGUUCUACCGUGUAUCCAACCUUGCAAGGUAGACAUUGAAAAUGGUGGCGUCUUGUUUCUGCAGUUGCUAGCCAUAUAUUUGAGGUCCGAUAUCGGUAAA